UUACUUUUGAUCGAGUUUUACCACCAAAAAAAAAAAAAUCCCCCAGUCUACUAUUAUUAUUGAGGCAACAAGAAACAAGAAAACCUGUUUUUUGCACCGCCCCAUGCGAAAAACUCAAGCGUGUGGCUCGUCGAUACGGCAAAACAGACGGAACAAUACGGCGCUGGUGACGUGACGUGACGAUACAGCAGGACCACCCCCGGGCCCGGCGCCCGGUACAGCGGUAUAUUAUUAUUACUGCUCUUCUUCCUCGUUCCAGCCUUUUUUCUGCUUCCUCUUCUUCUUAUAUACGUUAUCUCUUCCCUUCUCCCGUUUCUCAAUCUCCCUUCUCCCUUCUCCCUUCUCCCUUCUAUCCUCAUCCUCUUCUAUCCUCAUUCAUUGACUCCCAAGUCGGUGCUGUAUCCAUCCCAUCACCAUCACCAUCACCAUCACUCACUCGCUUUUCUACUCUCGAAGCUAGUCGAUUUGCUCUUCGUUCGCCACUUUGAUAUUUUUUUCAUCCCACACACAACAAAAGAUCACUCACACAUCAACAGUCAUGGCGUACCCUUUCCCUUCGACACAUCUCUCCAAUACGGAGAAUCUCAUGAAGUAUAUGAGUCUUGACCAGCGGGGUCAUGUUAUGGCAGAGUAUGUCUGGAUUGAUGCCUCGAGUGGUGUCCGAUCGAAAACGAAGACACUCAAGGGACCCGUCAAGUCAGUCGAGGAGCUUCCAGAAUGGAACUUCGACGGCUCAUCAACAGGCCAAGCCCCUGGCGAGAACUCGGACGUCUACCUUCGCCCCAUCGCCAUGUUCCCAGACCCCUUCCGCCGUGGUGACAACAUCCUCGUCCUCUGCGAAACCUGGGACUCAGAUGGAUCGCCCAACAAGUUCAACUACCGCCAUGAGGCUGCCAGGCUCAUGCGCGCACACGAAGACGAACACUUUUGGUUCGGUCUAGAACAGGAGUACACCCUCCUCGGCGCUGAUGGAUGGCCAUAUGGCUGGCCCAAGGGUGGCUUCCCAGGUGCUCAGGGCCCGUACUACUGCGGUGUCGGAACUGGCAAGGUCCACUGCCGUGAUAUCGUCGAGGCCCACUACAAGGCUUGUUUGUAUGCUGGCAUCAACAUCUCUGGCAUCAACGCUGAGGUUAUGCCUGCUCAGUGGGAGUACCAAGUUGGACCCUGUGAGGGCAUUAGCCUCGGUGACCAGCUCUGGAUGUCUCGAUUCCUCCUUGCCCGCGUCGCUGAAGAAUUCGGCGCCAUAAUAUCCUUCGCCCCCAAGCCAAUCCCCGGCGAAUGGAACGGUGCUGGCCUCCACACCAAUGUCUCGACCGAGGCCAUGCGUUCCGAGGGUGGCAUGAAGGUCAUCGAGGCUGCCAUGAAGAAACUCGAAGCCCGCCACUCAGAACACAUUGCCGUCUACGGCGAGGGUAACGAGGACCGUCUCACCGGCCGCCUCGAGACCGGCAGCAUCGACACCUUCAGCUAUGGUGUCGCUGACCGCGGCGGAAGCGUCCGUAUCCCCCGCCAGGUCGCGAAGGAUGGCAAGGGCUACUUCGAGGACCGAAGACCGGCUUCCAACGCUGACCCGUAUCAAAUUACGGGUAUUAUUGUUGAGACUCUUUGCGGCGCUUCAUAGUUGGGAACAGUCUGAGGAUGCCGGAAGAAGUGAAAUCGAUGAAUUUACUUUGUUGUUUUCCCGCAAUAUUUUAUUUAUACCCUUCGGGCGACGAACCGUCUGAGUGGGUGGUGUGGUGGUGUGUGUGGAUGUCGAUGAAACAGGAAAAAAAAAUUAACUGGGACUUGGAGAGGAUGCAAGAUAGACAAGAGAGAGAGAGAGAGAGCUUCCCAGUCGUUUUUCCCACAAUCGCGUCAGGGGAAAACUAUUUUUUUUUUUGUAUAUGAUUUGAAGCCGUCAGUGUCGUCUUAAGUCAUCCUUGUCCGCACGCGCCACCCACCAGCCCAGCAACCCAAGCAACCCGUCCCGUCCACACCUUGCACCGCACACCAAAGUUUCGCAUCGUAAUCGCCUUCUUUUCGUUCUAUGUUAAUUUUGGUUUUUUUUUUUUUUUUUUUUUUUUUUUUCCGUCAUUAAUAUAUGUAAUGAGGCAUGGUCUUGUUUGUUCCGUGUUUUGGGGUUUUCAUUCCUACCCUCUUUUUGGUUCUCGUUUGGGUUCAUUUGUCUUCUUUUCUUUUCAUCCCACUAUAUCAAUACGUAACUAGAAGUCAGUGGGCCCGGUGUUGGUCGUUUUUUUUCUUUCUUUUGCCCUUUUCCAAACUGUUGGAUAAUGUCACAGAUUCUAUUUAAUAGGUUGCUGUUGUCUCCGGCGCCGUUUCUCUGGUUUUCAGUUUUAGAAUGUCCUGUUCUCUUUUUUCUCUUUUUUCCCUCCCCCUUCCUUUUGCUUUCCGCCGAUGUUGAUGGCAGACUUUGUUCCCUCUUUUCACUGUUUAUAAUGGAUGUUAUUAAGAAUGGGAUAUGAUGGGGCUCGGGCCUUCCUAUCUUUUUCUUUUCUUCUUUUUCUUUUUAAUUAAAUUGUUCUACGGGGAUAGAUAAUGGUGUCAAAUAUGUUUUGCGUUGGCCCAUGACGGAUAAAAAAAAAAAAAUACUGGGAGAAAGGAGGCACGAAUUGAAAAUUAGAUACAGAAUGGGACCUUUCGUUUUGGUGGACUGUUAAACCUCGUUCUCUCGGUCUUUGUGGUGUGUGUGUAUUCUCUUCGGUUGGGUCCGCUUUGUUUUUAAAUAGGUGUGAAUGUAAAUGUCUAUAUUUUGUACAUGUAUACAAGACGCAUAGAGGAUGAUGGAGAGAAGUAUGUACUGUAUAGAGAGGUGUGUGUGUAAAUCAAGAGUUCUUGUAGGCAUUAUUAGUACAGUAGGAGUUCUGUUGUCUAUCUAUCUAUUAUCCAAUCCUCCCCUCCCCUCCCCUCCCCUCCUCGCUUGCACCGUCACAGCUGUCUCAGCUCAGAAACUUGCGGGGACCGACAGAUAGAACAUCGCCAUUGAAUCCAAUCCAAUCCACUUCCACCGAAGCCAUAUUCCCCCGCAAAAUGAGUCAGGAUUUAACUAACCAAACCAAACCAAACCAACUUAGUUAACUAGUUAUUAGUCAUUUAUUAAGAGCCGGAGUGACGAAUGACUGACUGCCUGGUUAACCUAGUUACCCUACCCAGACAGACCAACUCACUCACUCACUACCUUAGCUUAGACAGGCCAAUCCCGCUUCCGUCAUCCAAAAUCAGCACAAGCAAUCAAAACAUCCCCCUCCCGCCUCCGCGUCUCUCGUGUCCAUCCCACGUAUGGUACGUAUGUAUGUAUGUAUGGAUGGAUGGAUGGAUGGAUGUAUAGCGGUGUUUUCUUGCCCCGCACCAUCUCCGCUCGCGCAUCAUCCCACAUCGUCCAAGCAGCGGUCCAGCGCCCGUCGGCGGGUUUAUGUGCCUAGGCAAAGGAAGAUAGAUGUUCUAUAUCCAUCCGGGAUUUCGGCAUGAGGUUGAAAGAGGGGAGAGAGGGGAGAGAGGGGAGGGAAAGCGGGCUGCUGCUAGCACAAGAGAGCAGAGCAGAGCAGGUUUUGGCUCUGUGAUUGAGACGAUUUAUUCUCGCCCUCGGUAAAAGAAAGAAGGGGACACGGAACAUCCGCCCCUCGUUUUUUUUUUUUUUUUUUUU
Molecule: messenger RNA, 3640 nt
Organism: Blastomyces dermatitidis ER-3
Lineage: Eukaryota; Fungi; Ascomycota; Eurotiomycetes; Onygenales; Ajellomycetaceae
Product: glutamine synthetase
Exons: 7
Coding region: 539-1621 (360 amino acids)
Cellular component (GO): cytoplasm
Molecular function (GO): glutamine synthetase activity
Source: RefSeq, a predicted model, not a curated record